Molecule: messenger RNA, 1576 nt
Organism: Tripterygium wilfordii
Lineage: Eukaryota; Viridiplantae; Streptophyta; Magnoliopsida; Celastrales; Celastraceae
Product: protein FAR1-RELATED SEQUENCE 12-like
Exons: 3
Coding region: 247-1014 (255 amino acids)
Source: RefSeq, a predicted model, not a curated record
AAGCCCAACAUCAUAGAGCUGAUUUCAUACAUCUCCCCUCCAUCAUGUGAGAACUGCGGCUUCAUUGCUGGACCGUAGAGGAGAUCUUCCCGAUCCGACGCCGAAAUCCAAUGUACAAACCCUAGGUUAUUUAGCUUUACUGCUUCUGGUUUUGGUGCAUGAUUUAUGCAAAGAUGAAGAUGAUGCUUUCGUUCUUGUAGCCUUCUGAGGGAUGAAAAGGUCUCCUAAACUUGGCUUAGGAGUGUAAUGGAGAGUGAAUCAAGUCAAAUACCUUCAGAUGAAAGAAGAAUGUCCAACCAUGUUGAUUGCUAUGAUGAGGAUGAAUUGUCUGAUGACAAGCUUGCAAAGAACAUUGAUUUGUGCACAGAGCGAGAAGAGACUAUUGUAGAACAAUCUAUUGCAAAUUUAGGUUCUUCAGAAGAUGCUGUGGAACCAUACAUUGGCAUGGAGUUCGAUUCCAGAGAUGAUGCUAGAGAAUUUUAUGUUGCUUAUGGCAGGAGGACAGGAUUUACAGUACGCAUACAUCAUAACCGGAGGUCACGCAUAAAUAACUUGGUUAUUGGACAGGAUUUUGUUUGUUCAAAAGAAGGUUUUCGUGAAAAGAAAUACACGUACAGGAAAGACAGAGUUCUUCCUCCACCACCAAUCACCCGGGAAGGCUGUUCUGCAAUGCUUAGGGUGGCCUUAAGGGAUGGAGCUAAGUGGGUUGUCACCAAAUAUGUAAAGGAGCAUAACCACACGUUAUUGUCCCCUAGUAAAGUACCUUGGCGGGGAUCUGCAAAAAGUUUAAUUGGUGAGGAUGAGAAGGAUCAGAGAAUACGGGAACUGACCCUGGAGCUUAAUAAUGAGAGACAAAAAUGUAAACGUAGAUGUGCAGCGUACCAGGAACAACUACACGUGUUGUUGAAUUACGUCGAGGAACAUACCGAUCACUUGUCCGAAAGAGUUCAGGAUAUUGUUAAGAACAUAAGGGAACUUGAAAAUGAGCAGCCGAGGGAUGGAGAUUGUGGAUAGUUUAGAGAACAUUCUGUAUCCAUUAAUUUAACGUUGUUUUCUUAUUGUCUUUAAUCACCCCUUCCUGCGCCCCCAGCUUGCAGGAUGAAAAGGAUCAGAGAACAUGAGUGCCGACCCAUGAGCUUAACAAUGAGAAACAAGGAUGCAAACGUUGCUGUGCUGCAUACUAGGAACAGUUGCGCAUGGUACUGUGAUAUGUAGAAAAACAUAUUGAACACAUUUCAAGAAAGAGUUCAGGAUAUUGUCAUGAAUGCAAGGGAGCUCGAAAAUGAACAGCUUGGGAAGUCAGAUUGAUGAAAUGUAUAGAGCACUGCCUGUACAGUUUUCUUAAAUAUUUUUCUUUGACUUCUCUCUGCUUAUGAACCCCACUUGAUACUGAUGCAAUUGCUUUUAACCAUCUUAUCACGUAGUAGAAGUUCAAAUUUAGUUGUCAUUCUGUCAAUUUGUCCAAUAACAAGGAUCUUAAUGGUCCGUCUGUUGAUUCAGGAGCUUUUGAAUUGAUUGUCAAGUACCUUAGUUCUGAAUAUUGAAGGCGUUAUAUAUCAGAAAAAUGAUUGCAAUC